Mytilus trossulus (common blue mussel) is the source of this 1249-nucleotide messenger RNA. RefSeq lists its product as uncharacterized. The transcript is spliced from 5 exons. The record is from RefSeq and is a predicted model, not a curated record. Bases 172 to 1005 code for a protein of 277 amino acids. NCBI's taxonomy places the organism in Eukaryota, Metazoa, Mollusca, Bivalvia, Mytilida, Mytilidae.
UUGGCUUUAUCAAAUGAACUUUGAUUAAUACUAGUAGUUAUACUGUAGUGAUAGUCAACGUAACAGGGACAACAUCAUAGUUCCGUAAUGGGUAUUUCAGUGUUACAGGGAUAACAUCAUAGUUCCGUAAUGGGUAUUUCAGUGUUACAGGGAUAACAUCAUAGUUCCGUAAUGGGUAUUUCAGUGUUACAUUUGGUUAUUAUUUACAAUAGUGUUUUGUCUACAGCAUCGCAAAAAUUUACCAUGAAAUCAAAUCACAACUAUUUUCAUCAAAAUGAAAUGACUUUUACAGAAUUUUCAGUCAUUAAAUGUGCCUUAAAGUGUAAUGAAUUAAAAUCCUGUACUUAUUACAGCUACAAUGCCAUUGACGAAUUGUGCCUGAUUCAUUCAGCGGAGAUCUAUGAAGGAAAGUUGACAUUUAAAUCAAAUACUACCUGGCGAAUAUAUGAACCUGUUUCAAAAGUUAACAAAUGGGGGACAUUAGUCUACAAUGCUGUCGCUGGUUCGGGAAUUGCAGUGUACGAGUCUUUUACAAAUGGAAUGUUUGAACCAGAAAAGUAUGACAAUACAGGAAAUUUUCGUUCAUCUGCUAUAGAUAAUUGGAACAGUUUGAACAUUAACACAGUUAACAUAGUUAUCCAUACAAAUAGCUUACCAGUUGUUGAAAUGCGGUUUGACAUUCCACCAGGAACCAGUAACACUGACUGGUUCUCCCCAACAUAUGUUACGACCAAUGCAUGGAAUGACUUACCUUAUUACUUAUACGACUAUUUGUACUUCUCUGUUCAAGGGGAUUACUCCAGGAGGUUUUUCAUAUAUAAGAACUACGAUUUGUGUUUAGCAACUGAAUUAGGAUGGUUUGUCGUGGUGGACUUCUAUGGUUACACCUGCAAUUUUGACACUACAAAUAAUUACCCACUGUUUAGAUACACAGAAAACACGGUCGGUAGUUUCGACUAUGAUGGUUACCGAGAUGGAGACGUAUUUUCGAUUUUCAUUUCGUGACUAUCAAUACAUGUGUUAUACAGAAGAAACACAUAUUAUGGAUGACAAAGGAAUCUACUGACAUUUCAGAAACUAUUGAGAUUACACUCAGCUUUUGAUUGCGUUCGUGCUGCUUAUUUUUUGGUUUUAUAUGUUAUUUUGUUUACAGUUGUUUGUCUGUUUAUCUUUUUCUUUUUUAGCCAUGACAAAGUCAGUUUAUUUUCGACUUUCUUUGGUAUCCUUUGUUCUACUUUUAGUAUAUAUA